Molecule: messenger RNA, 915 nt
Organism: Aspergillus niger
Lineage: Eukaryota; Fungi; Ascomycota; Eurotiomycetes; Eurotiales; Aspergillaceae
Exons: 1
Coding region: 1-915 (304 amino acids)
Biological process (GO): L-proline biosynthetic process
Molecular function (GO): pyrroline-5-carboxylate reductase activity
Source: RefSeq, a predicted model, not a curated record
AUGGGCAUCGCCAUCCUCAACGGCCUGUUAAACACCACCACCACUACAGAAUCCACCACCAACACCCCCCUCCCAACGCACUUCAGCGCCACCGUCCGCAGCACCUCCUCCCUCACCACCCUCCAAUCCCAAUUCCAAUCCCAUCUCACCACCUCAUCCCUAACCAUCCACUCCUCCACCCACAACCACGCUGCCAUCACCUCCGCCUCCACCAUAAUCCUCGCCUGCGAUCCCACCGAUAUCCCCUCCCUCCUCAGCGACCCCUCCACCAGAUCCGCCCUCUGCAGUCCUCCACCCACCUCAUCCCCAAAACUCCUCAUCAGCAUCGCCGCCGGCUGGACCGUCUCUUCCCUGCGCGAGCUCCUCUCCCCUCCCCAAGAAUCUAUCUUGUACAUCCUCCGCGCGCUGCCCAAUAUCUGCGCCACUAUCUCCCAGUCUAUCACGGCCAUCGAGCUUCCCUCUGAAGAGGUGCAAUUGAGUGCUAGGACUCGUGUGCCGCAAGCGUUGAUUUCCCUGACGGAGGGGAUUUUCAGUAGGAUAGGACGCACGGUGCAGGUUAGGGCUGAUCAGAUGGAUACGUUUACGGUGCUUGGGGGGUCCACGCCUGCGUUCAUAGCGGUGUUUGUGGAGGCGUUGGUGGAUGGGGGCGUCGCGAUGGGGUUAGGGAGGGAGGAGGCGCGGAUGACGGUUGCGCAGGUGUUGAGGGGCACGGGGGAUUUGUUGCUUGGUGGGGAGCAUCCGGCGUUGCUGAAGGAGAGGGGGACUUCGCCGGGGGGGUGUACUAUGGGGGGACUUUGUGUGUUGGAGGAGGGAGGGUUUAGGGGGUUGGUCGGGAGGGCGGUUAGGGAGGGGGUCACUGUGGCGGAGGGGAUGGGAAGGGGGGUGGGGUUGGUUAAUGGGACGGGGAGGAAGUAG